Messenger RNA from Photinus pyralis (common eastern firefly), 2650 nucleotides. Its product is annotated as cytochrome P450 6j1-like. Lineage: Eukaryota; Metazoa; Arthropoda; Insecta; Coleoptera; Lampyridae. The coding region runs from base 1097 to 2572 and encodes 491 amino acids. The record is from RefSeq and is a predicted model, not a curated record. Gene Ontology annotation, molecular function: iron ion binding; heme binding; oxidoreductase activity, acting on paired donors, with incorporation or reduction of molecular oxygen. The transcript has 7 exons.
GUCUAGCAGAAUGUUUUGCUCGACUGGUUCUAGUGGAUGAUUUAAUACUGUAAUCGUAGUAUUUAUCAAAAAUUAAAAUCACAUCGUAUCGCACUUGUUAUAAUUAUUAUCUUUUUAUUAAAAUGAUGUCGUUGUGACAAGGGUGACAGAGUGGCAUCAAUCGGAUUCUUAAAAUAGACCUACUUAGUGACCUAAAACCGCAAAAAAAUGUUCACCGUACCUUACUUCCAGCUUUUUCGUCUGGAUUCCAGACUAUAAAGGUUCUUUGGAAAUUUUCCAUCCCUCAGAGUUCUUCCACUCGAAAUUUCUACUGAAGUACUGAACAUUCUACGAAAAUCCCAUUAAAUCACUGAAGAGUGUGGAGAAGCUCCAAGUAACCCUUGAAAAUUCAUACUAGAAUUUCUCAAAAUUUUUCAGGAAUUAUCUCAAGCAAAACGAACCUGUGGAAUCUUGAUUUCGGAUCUGAACGUGGGAUCCUCCUGGUCGUAGCCGAGCAUCUAACACAUUAGGUUGUGUUUCAACGAUGUAUUGUUUUUAGAAAAUCACUCAAAAACGUAAAAACUUUUUAUUGUUUCAUUUCUUUGUGCCUUUUUUGUGGUUUUGAUAUUUGCUACAAAUUGUGUUUGCACAAGCUUUUCGGAAAUGAUUUCAAUUUUUUUUAGAAAUCUCGUAGCGUAGAAUUUUUAAUGGAUCUCUAGAUAACCAUGGAGAGAAUCAAUAAACAAUUUGGAAAGCACUUGAACCCGUUAAUGGUUCGUCAAAAUCUUUGGAAAAGUCUAUAAUCCAGAAUCCUUCUUCCAAUAAUGUACGAAAUACCCCAGAAAAAUCAAGAAAACAAGAAUCAUUGUACCUUUAAUAACAAAAUUUCUAAAUAUUUAUUGGCCUUGGAUCGAAAUCUCCCAGUCAUAGUUGAAAAGGUUCCCUUCCGUGGUCUAUGAUCUAUAUAUAGAUUAAAUUACAGCAUGCUGCGUAUUUUGAUCAGGUUAUAUUUAGACUUUCACCUUUGGUCUUUAGGUCAUGAAGAUUUGUAACAUUUCAUCAUAACGAUAAGAGCUGUUGUGCUACUUUUAAUUGUUAGUGCAGCAACAGUAGUAAAAUGUUUGUCACUAUUUCGAUUUUGUUGCUGAUUUUUACUAUUUUCUACACCUGGUAUGUGAAAAAGAAAUAUUCGUACUGGGAGGAAAGGGGCGUACCGAAUCCGAAACCUUCGCUCAUCCUUGGGAACAUUGGAAAAAUGAUAACUUGGCAACGUACAUUGACCGAUUUCUUUAAAGAUGUUUAUAGAGAAUAUGAGGGAUACUCGUAUGUGGGAAUCUACAAUUGUUUAACACCCGCCGUUGUUCUACGAGAUCCUGAUCUGAUAUCCGACCUACUCAUCCGCAAUUUCGAUAGUUUCACGGAUACAAUGAUUGAGAUUGCCGAUCCGAUUGCAUCAAUACACCCUGGAUUUGUCGAGAGGGAUAGGUGGAAAACGCUUCGGAGGGAGAUGGUUGGGAAUUUGACCAAAACGAAGAUUAAAGGCAUGCUCGUCCACAUAGAGAAGGUUUGUGAGGAAAUGCUGGAGUAUUUGAAGCGUAAAAAUUACUGCGUAAAGGCUACGGAUCUUUCGUUUAAAUUUACGGGAGACAAUGUCAUGGCUUGCGCGUACGGGUUGGAUGGCAAAUCUUUUAUCACGGGUACCUCCCUCAUGGAGCAGAUCAGAGACGAGAUGUCCAUGAGUACCAAGAUAGGCUCGUUGUUCCACACCAGUGGAUUAUUCUUCCCAAAAUUAUGCAAGCUAUUUCAAAUAUCGUACUUGGGAAAGCAAGUGCCUGAUAAAUUCAAGGAGCUCAUCGCAAUGGUGGUUACCUAUAGAGAAGACAGCACAUAUGCUUAUAACGACUUUGCUAAUUUCCUAAAAGAAUCAAAACAGAAGAACGACGACAAUUAUUUCGGCUACGCCAUGUCAUUUUUCCUUGAUGGCUUUGAAACAAGUGGAUACGCGCUUAUUUACACACUUUUGGAAGUUACCAGAAACCCUAUUGUACAAGAAACUGCCCGAAAGGAGGUGGAGGUUACGUUAAAAACCCACAACACCGUGCACUCAUAUGAAGCCCUGAAGAGCAUGGUAUACCUAGACAGCAUAAUCCAUGAAACGGUUCGAAAGCAUACAGUGAUUAAGUUCAUAAAUCGCAAGUGUACAAAGGACUUCGUGCUACCCGCACCUCGCGCUGGGCACGGCAAACCCGUAACAAUAACAAAAGGGACUCACAUCUUCGUUCCAAUUGAAGCAAUCCAUCGAGACGAAAAGUAUUUUCCCAACUCAUCAAAAUUUGACCCCAACCGGUUUUUCGACGAGCACAUAAUGGAAUCGAGACCUAAGAAUGCGUACUUGGGUUUUGGUGAUGGUCCAAGAGUUUGCCUAGGAAAAAAAUUCGCGGUGGUACAAAUGAAGAUGAUACUCGUUACGCUUUUGUUAAACUUUACGCUUAAAAUUCACGAGAAAACGGUAUUUCCAUUAGGAAAGGAGUUUUACCACCUGAGUAAGUCGCCGAAAGGUGACAUAUGGAUAGAGUUUUUGCCAAGGUCUUAAUCAUACAUUUUAUUUAAUUAUAUUGAAUAAUGUAUCUUGAUUUUUUUAUUCUAGCAAUACAAAUCCAUUACAAACAUA